AACAAACUUUCUGGUCAAAUACCGAUUGAAAUUGGGAGUCUCUCCACACUUGAAUAUUUAGACUUUUCCCAAAACCAAUGGGAAGGACCCAUUCCUCCCUAUGUUGGUAAUAUUACUGGGUUGUACAAUUUAAAAUUAAGUCAUAACUUAAUAAAUGGAGAGAUACCUCCAAGAAUUGGCGAUCUUACCAAAUUAUACAGUUUAAAUCUCAGUCAUAACUCCAUCAGUGGAGAGAUACCUCCAACAUUUGGUAAUUUAACCCAACUACAAUCCGUUGAUCUUUCCUUCAACCAACUUUCUGGUCAAAUACCGUCUGAAAUUGGGAGUCUCUCUAGACUUGUAUAUUUAGACCUUUUCCAAAACAAAUUGGAAGGACCCAUCCCUUUCAGUAUUGGUAACCUUACCAACUUAGAAACUUUUAAUCUCAGUCAUAACUCUAUCGGUGGAGAGUUACCUCCUCAAACAGUGCAAUUGCAGAACUUAGCGUAUUUGGAUCUAAGCUAUAAUAACCUUACUGGCACCAUUCCUGAUAUACCUUAUAGCUUCCUCCUCUAUGACAUCAAUUUUUCGUUUAACAAUUUCACCGGUCGAAUUCCAUGCAAUUUGAGAAGCCUGCCCCUUGAUAGUUUUAUUGGCAACAAGGGCUUAGACGCAGAUGAAAUAAAUGUUUGCGCUUCACCUACAGCAAAGCCAAAAAUGUGGAAGCAGUAUGCAAAGAUCUAUGUUAACAUUACCUUAUUUCUUGCCUGCUUGAUUAGUGCAUCGUUACUCCUCUAUCGUUGGCUCAAAAUCAAGAAUUCACAACCUAAGCCAAAAGAAUCAAGAAAUGGAGACAUAUUCUCUGUAUGGAACUAUGAGGGAAGGAUUGCCUUUGAAGAUGUCAUUGAAGCUACUGAGGAUUUUGACAUCAAAUACUGCAUUGGAACAGGUGGCUAUGGUAGUGUUUAUAAGGCACAACUUCCAAGUGGUAGAGUAAUUGCAUUGAAGAAACUCCACAAAAUGGAAGCAGAGGAGCCAAGUUUUGACAAAUGUUUCAAGAAUGAGGUGAAACUGUUAACAGAAGUUCGUCAUAAGAACAUUGUCAAGCUUUACGGUUAUUGCUUACAUCAAAGAGCAAUGUUCUUAAUUUAUGAGUGCAUGGAAAAGGGAAGUUUAUUCUAUGUCCUAAGAAAUGAAGAUGAAGCAGCGAAAUUAGGUUGGAGAAAAAGGGUGAACAUUGUGAAAGGAAUUGCACAUGCUUUAUCAUACUUGCAUCAUGAUUGUAGUCUACCAAUUGUUCAUCGAGACAUUUCAAGCAACAACAUUUUAUUGAACUCUGAUUGGGAGGCUAUUAUAUCUGAUUUUGGAACAGCAAGAUUUCUUUAUCUUGAUUCAUCCAAUCAAACUGUACUCGCAGGCACUCGCGGUUAUAUUGCUCCAGAGCUUGCAUAUAGUAUGAUGGUGAAUGAGAAAUGUGAUGUGUAUAGCUUUGGAGUGGUGGCGUUGGAAAUAAUUAUGGGAGAGCAUCCUGGAGAACUUCUUUCUUUGUUACCUUCAUUGCCAUCAGAUUCAAACAUAAUGUUGAAAGAUGUAUUAGAUUCUCGUCUCCUUGCUCUCAACAACCAUGUGGUUGCUCAAAGUGUGAUUCUUGUGGUCAAAUUAGCAUUGGCAUGCCUGAGAUCCAACCCAAAAUCUAGACCAACAAUGAAGCAAGUGUGUAGAGAGCUUGUUGUUCACAAGCCAGUUCCAUUGCCUCAACUUCUUCAACAAAUUCCUCUGUGGCAUCUGAUGCAUCAACACAUCUGCAUUCUGGAGCAAAAUUAACGAUUUCUUCAGGUGUGUUGUUUAGCAUUUGCUUUUCCUUACAGAACAAUUAAGUAAAAAAGUUUGUCGUUAUAAAUAAAUUACUUUAUUAAUUAUCAUUUUGCAAUAACAUAAUCUCUCUAAACCAUUUCUAUGACGAUAUGAUUCAG
This is a messenger RNA of Manihot esculenta (cassava), 1952 nucleotides long. Its product is annotated as MDIS1-interacting receptor like kinase 2. NCBI's taxonomy places the organism in Eukaryota, Viridiplantae, Streptophyta, Magnoliopsida, Malpighiales, Euphorbiaceae. Gene Ontology annotation, molecular function: ATP binding; protein kinase activity. The transcript has 2 exons. The record is from RefSeq and is a predicted model, not a curated record. Gene Ontology annotation, biological process: protein phosphorylation. The coding region runs from base 697 to 1803 and encodes 368 amino acids.